AUGUCAGUGUAUGUGACAUCAUCAAAUUUUGACAGUUCUGAUGAAGAAUAUGUUUUGGAAGUUGUUUUAAAUCUACCGAGGCCAAGAAGAUAUCGGGACCGUUUCAAUCCACUCGAAGAAUAUGAUGAAUAUGAUUUCCAAAACAGAUUUAGAUUACAAUUUUCGGAUUGCGAGGAAUUAAAAGAAUCUGGUUGGGAGAGCAGCGUGGCCAGAGAAAAAGUGUUUGAGGAAUUAAUGUUACAGGAUAACAUCUCAAGCUUGGAAGACAUUCUGAGAAUAUUGGGUUCCACUCGCGGAGGAGAAUGGCAAAUUUUUAGGGACAGGGCUAACGAUUUUGUCAACACGAUCAAUCUUGGAGUUUUUGAUUUUAUUGAAAGAACGUGGACGAUAUGGACAAAUAAUCCCUUGACCAAUCCUCCUAUUAUAAAGUUGCCUUUAAAAUUCACGACUUUCAUCAGUCCUACUACGGAUAUAGGAACUGAGAACCAUCCAUAUAUUCACAAAAUUAUGUCAGGAGUUUCUGAUAUUUAUAAAAAUAGUUUAGAUAAGUUUAAAAAAAUGUUUGAUAUAAGAUUAUAUUAA
Molecule: messenger RNA, 582 nt
Organism: Macrosiphum euphorbiae (potato aphid)
Lineage: Eukaryota; Metazoa; Arthropoda; Insecta; Hemiptera; Aphididae
Source: the annotation of a GenBank genome assembly